AUGCCUGUCAUUUUCCGUCCUGUACGAAGACCAAGAGCUUCGGGUCCUCGUGCAGCAAAGCUGGAGUCGCACAACCUGAUGGGGACGUACCGAGAGCAGAGCUACGGAGUAGAGCUUCGCGGCCUAGGACAGGACGGAAAGGGCGGCGUGGGUCGUUGGGAAGCUGCACAAGCAAGGCCGUUGCAGCUACGGAAAUUGCAACUGAGCAAAUACAGCUGGGAUAUUAUAAGAUACCUUAAUGCGCAAGCUUCUGAGGUACUUGAACACUUGAAUUGCGCCGUUCCAGCGGGUCUUUGCAUGCUGAGGUACCUUUACCUAGUCCCGGCGUGUUUGGGAGCAACCCACCCUGAAGGUUCGCGCGCUGAAAAGCAAUGGACUCGAACGGCUGCCAAGGAAGGUCAGAGCUUGUGCACCUUUUCGGACUGUGCCCCGGCCUGGUCAUACCUCACCUCACUUGUCGCGGGCGUGAAAUUUUCCUCAUCACAAAGGCCUUCUUUCCUGUGUUUGUUCGUGUUCCUCAAUCCAUUCCCCUACUAUAUGAGAAUUCCAGAGGUAGAAAUGAAGGCUCAACGGCCACACGCGACUCAGAUAUUUCAGGCCAUUCUUGCCGAGGCUCGACACUCGUUCCUUCAACCUUGUCUUAUUACUGCCACGGUAGCGGAACUGGAGGCACGAGACAUUGCUGCAGCUUCUGCUAGCCCGGCACAAGGUUUCUCAAGGAAGAAAAAAACAAAGAAAAAGAUUGGCAAGGCUGGCACGCAGACCCCUUUCUUCUCCCAGACUUUGGACCUCCCUGUCCAUUUCUGGUGCCUUCAAGCCCCCAAAUCACUCGAUAUUUCUCUUCAGCUUUCCAAUUUCCCUCCAUUACUGGGCCUUCAAUGGGCAUUUCAGUUGAGCAAUUUCAUCUUCAUGCUCACAGAGGCCAAGUAUCAAACCGUUCUUACGUGCAUAACCAUUGCUAGCCGCCACAGUCAUCCUGCACGCUCAGGUAGUGUACAAAGGUUUCCGGAGGCGGAAAACUGCCCGUGGGCAGAGGUCACCAACCCCUCCUUCCCCACCCUUCAAGCUAUCGAAGCUGUCAGCCUGAAGCUGGGAAAGUCUGCGUACCAUCUUCCCCGCAUCUACCGGCUGCCUUCCUUUACCCCCCUCCGAGGCCCAGACUCGCAUCGCCUGCCGUUGGGAAGCUGCGAGCUCCUUGCACCUCCCCUCCCGCAUGUCUUGCCCACGGCUCCUGGACCUAUCGUGCUGUCCAAUCUAGGUAGUGAUCCGGGACAUGGGGGCUUCCUCGAUCGGAGAAAGAUGCUUCCCAUCAGGAAAAAGACAAAGGACCCAUGGAAAGGCGAACCGAGCCAUGCGCCGGAUUAA
Messenger RNA from Colletotrichum lupini, 1365 nucleotides. RefSeq lists its product as uncharacterized. Bases 1 to 1365 code for a protein of 454 amino acids. The transcript is spliced from 11 exons. NCBI's taxonomy places the organism in Eukaryota, Fungi, Ascomycota, Sordariomycetes, Glomerellales, Glomerellaceae. The record is from RefSeq and is a predicted model, not a curated record.